CAUUUAGGCUCUGAUUGGUUCUCAGAAAAUGCCAAGUAAAAUGGUGAAAAGUCAAAGUAAAAUACUUUUCAUGUUUGGUUAAAAAGUAAAAAGGAGAGUAAAAGAAAACUAGGAAAACACGGGAAAAAAAAUUAGCCUAAAAUAAGGAAAAUCUCUUUUCCUCAAAAAAAGUGAUGAAAGCCCUAGGAAAAAAGUAACGGGACUUUCUUCUUCACCUCUCUUCUUCACUUCAUCUUCUUCAAUUCGCUGCCAUGGCUUCAAAAUUACCAUCUUCUUCAAAUUCUCGCCGUCGAUCACCUUGAUUGAGUGCGAAUCUGCAAAUCCCACCGUCGGACAUGAAGAACGGCCGAAGACCACCAGUUCGGCGAGGUCAAAUUCCCAAUUUUGGGUAUCGUAACUUGAAUCCGCCGAGAGAGAGAAAUAUGGAGUUAGACGAGAGCUAUAACAGUUUUACUCAACUGCAGGAUGAUGAUAUUGAACCGAUUGAAGAGAAUGGUAAUCACGAUCAACGUGAAAAAGUGAAAAAAUGGGCAGCUACAUGUAUAGUUGUUUAUGCAGCACAUGUUGCAUUUCUUUGUUCAUUAAUACGGGGUCCGACUUUUGAAAAUGAUUCUGGUUUGGAGGAGUUGGACUACGGACGACAUAGUAUAGUGAAACGACUCACAAAAAUGAAAGAGGAGAAUUGUCGUAACCAGUUACGAAUGGGGAAAAACGCUUUUGCAAAUCUCGUGUACAUACUAAAAGGUAGAGGUCUUCUUAGAGAUACUGCACGCUCUAGGGUAGAAGAGCAAGUAGCUAAGUUUUUGUACAUAAUUGGUCAUAAUCAAAAAUUUAGAGUAGUCGGUUUCAACUUUAGACGCUCUGGUGAGACGAUUAGCCGGCACUUCCACCUAGUGCUUCGAGCAAUUAUAUCUCUUGAAGAGCUAUUCUUAAAGCAACCUAAUGGAGAUGAGUGUUCCAAAAAGAUUCAGGAUAAUCAAACUUAUUGGCCAUACUUCAAGAAUUGUGUAGGUGCAAUUGAUGGAACACAUAUUCGACUCAAAGUUUCAAAUAGUGAUGCACCAAGAUAUCGUGGUCGCAAGUCUUUCCCUACUCAAAAUAUUUUAGUUGCAUCCAAUUUUGACUUGAUGUUUACUUAUGUGCUUCCUGGUUGGGAAGGAUCGGCCUCAGAUUCCAGAAUUUUGAAUGAUUCUUUGACUAGGGAAAUUGAUCGUUUAAUCGUUCCUGAAGGUAAAUACUACCUUGCAGAUGGAGGAUUCCAGUUAAAAGUAGGAUUUUUGACUCCCUUUCGUAGUACUCGUUAUCAUCUUAAUGAAUAUAGUGUUCAUGGUCCACAAGACUUUCAAGAACUUUUCAAUCUACGCCAUGCAAAAUUAAGAAAUGCAGUCGAACGUUCUUUUGGAGUCUUGAAAAAAAGAUUUGCAAUUUUGAGAAGUGGGACGGAACCUCACUUUUACGCUGAGGCAUUAGGUGACAUUGUGUUGGCAGGAUGUAUUAUUCACAAUUAUCUUAUGGGUGUUGAUCCAGAUCAAAAACUUAUCGCAGAGGUUGAUAGAGAGUUGGCAGCCAAAGCUCCUGAAACUUAUCCAAAGUUAGUUGAUGAUUGUAGGAAAGGGGAAAUUCUAAGAGAAAGUAUUGCACUAGAUAUGUGGAAAAGCUAUAACAUACGUCGUCGGUCUUAAUAUGUUUGUCUGAUAAAAUAUUAUAGUUUGAGUUUGUUUUGUCUUU
This is a messenger RNA of Erythranthe guttata (spotted monkey flower), 1728 nucleotides long. NCBI's taxonomy places the organism in Eukaryota, Viridiplantae, Streptophyta, Magnoliopsida, Lamiales, Phrymaceae. The record is from RefSeq and is a predicted model, not a curated record.